AUGAAGGACAUUUACUGGCUUAUCCUGAAACUUGUCAACUUUGCAACCGUUGGCUGCAUAUGGAUUUCUGUGGUCCAGCCUACCAUCUUAAACAGCUGCCUCAAGUCAUGUGUACUUAACCUGGGCAGACAGCUGGACAUUGGCACACCAUAUAACCGGAGUGAACCAUGCAUUCAAGGAUGUCAUUUUUGGAAUUCUGUUCAUCAGGAAAAUUGUGCAUUGAAGUGUCGAGAAUCCUGUGAGGUCGGCUGCAGUAGUGCAGAAGGGGCAUAUGAAGAAGAAGUACUGCAAAAUGCAGACUUUCCCACAGCACCCUUUGCUUCUUCCAUUGGAAACCACAGUGUGACAUUACGGUGGAAAUCUGCCAAUGUUUCUGGAGUGAAAUAUAUCAUUCAGUGGAAAUACACGAAAUUUCCAGGAAGCUGGACUUACACUGAGGCAGUGCCCAAGCUCUCAUAUGUGGUUAAGUCCCUCCAUCCCUUCACUGAAUAUGUUUUUCGAGUGGUUUGGAUCUUCACGGCCCAGCUGCAGCAGUAUUCCCCGGCAAGUCCUAGUUACAGGACUCAUCCUUAUGGAGUUCCAGAAUCUGCUCCAUUCAUUAUAAAUAUUGAAAGUUCAAGUCCUGACACCGUGGAAGUCAGUUGGGCCCCACCCCAAUUCCCAGGUGGACCUAUUCUGGGUUAUAAUUUAAGACUAACCAGCAAAACUCAGAAAUUAGAUUCAGGGACACAGAGAACCAGCUUUCAGUUUUACUCAACUCUACCAAACACUACCUACAGGUUUUCUAUUGCAGCAGUAAAUGAAGUUGGUGAGGGGCCAGAAGCAGACUGUAAUAUUACUACUUCAUCCCCAGCAGUUCAAGAAGAAGAGCAGUGGCUCUUUUUAUCCAGGAAAACAUCUCUAAGAAAGAGAUCUUUAAAAUACAUAGCAGAUGAAGCACAAUGCCUUCAGUCAGAUGUUAUUCAGGAUAAUAUUACAGGAAUAUCUGUUCAUGCCCACCUUCAAGUUGUUUAUUUCUCUGAAAGAAAUCUCAUAUGGGUGAAAAAGGCUGCCAACAUGUCUGAUGUGACUGACUUAAACAUUUUUUACAGAGGUUCAGGAUUAAUUUCUUCCAUCUCUGUAGACUGGCUUUAUCAGAGAAUGUAUUUCAUCAUGGAUGAACUGGUAUAUGUCUGUGACUUAGAGAACUGCUCAACUAUUGACGAGAUAACUCCUCCUUCUAUUAUUGCACCUCAAAAAAUUAUAGCUGAUUCCUACAAUGGAUACAUCUUUUAUCUCCUGAGAGACGGCAUUUAUAGAGUCCAUCUCCCAGUGCCAUCUGGCCAGGACUCAGAAGCAGUGCACAUUGUGGAGAGUUGUACAUUAAAGGACCUUGUUGUGAAGCCACAGUCCAAGCGCAUUAUUUACUUCAACAACACCGCCCACACCUUCAUGUCAACAUUUCUGGAUGGCUCUGCUUCCCAUGUUGUCUUACCUCAUGUCUCCUUUGCUGACGUGAAGAGCUUUGCUUGUGAAAACACCGACUUUCUGGUCACGGAUGGCAAGGCUGUUUUCCAACAGGAUUCCCAGUCUUUUAACGAGUUCAUUGUGGGCUGUGACCUGAGUCACAUAGAAGAAUUUGGGUUUGAUAACUUGGUCAUCUUUGGCUCAUCCACACAGCUGCACCCUCUGCCAGGCCGCCCUCAGCAGCUCUCAGUGCUGUUUGGUUCCCACCAGGCCCUUGUUCAGUGGAGGCCUCCUGUCCUUGCCAUAGGAGCCAGUGAGUACUCCCUCACCAAUAUCGUUUCGUUCUCUUAAUUAGGCCCUUCUGCCUGGCAGAACUGGACCUAUGAGGUGAAAGUGUCAACCCAAGAUGUCCCUGAAGUCACUCGGUUUUUCUCUAACAUAAGUGGGACUAUGCUUAAUGUGCAGGAGCUGCAGAGUGCUACAAAAUACAGCUUUGCUGUGAGAGCAAGUUCUCACAAGGGACCGGGUCCCUGGUCAGAGCCCUCAGUGGGUACUACCCUGGUGCCAGCUAUAGAACCACCAUUUAUCAUGGCUGUGAGAGAAGAUGGGCUUUGGAGUAAGCCUUUAAAUAGCUUUGGCCCAGGAGAAUUCUUAUCUUCUGAGAUAGGAAACGUGUCAGACAUGGAUUGGUAUAAUAACCGCCUCUACUACAGCGACAUGAAAGGAGACGUUUAUGUGUGGCUGUUAAACGGGACAGAUGUCUUGGAGAAUUCUCUCAUACCCAACAUAGCAGGAGCGGGGACAUUAGCUUUUGAGUGGCUGGGCCACUAUCUUUACUGGGCUGGAAAGACGUAUGUGAUACAGAGACAGUCUGUGUUGACAGGACAUGCAGACAUUGUAACUCAUGUCAAGCAGUUGGUGAAUGACAUGGUGGUGGAUUCAGUUGGUGGCUACCUCUAUUGGACCACACUCUACACAGUUGAAAGCACCAGGCUCAAUGGGCAAAGUUUCCUUACACUUCAGGAACAGACUUGGCUUUCUGGAAAAAUGGUCAUUGCUCUAACUUUAGACCUCAGUGAAGGUCUCCUGUAUUGGCUAGUUCAAGAUAGUGAAUGUAUUCACCUGUACACAGCUGUUUUACGGGGACAGAGUGUGGAUGAUCCUAUCAUCACAGAAUUUGCAGCCUGGAGUACUUCAGAAAUUUCCCAGAAUGCACUGAUGUACUACAGUGGUCGACUCUUCUGGAUCAAUGGUUAUAGGAUUAUCACCACCCAGGAAAUAAGUCAGAGAACCAGUGUCUCGGUUUUGGAACCAGAAAAAUUCAACCAAUUCACUAUUAUUCAGACAGCUCUCAAACCUCUACCAGGGAACUUUUCCUUUACUCCUAGAGUUAUUCCAGAUUCUGUUUUAGAAUCUUCCUUCAGGAUUGAAGGAAAUGCUUCAAGCUUUCAGAUCCUUUGGGCUGCUCCUCCUGAGGUCGACUGGGGUGAAAUUUUCUACAGUGUGGAACUUAGCGCUCCUUCUAAGUUUCUGGCUAGUGAACAACUGUCUUUACCUGUACUUACUGUGGAAGGACUGGAACCCUAUGCCUUAUUCAACCUUUCUGUCACUCCUUACACCUACUGGGGGAAAGGCCUGAAAACAUCUCUGUCACUUCGAGCACCUGAGACAGUUCCAUCUGCACCAGAGAAUCCCAGAAUAUUUGUGCUACCAAGUGGAAAAUAUGGUAACAAGGAUGAAGUUGCAGUGGAAUUUAGGUGGAACAAACCUAAGCAUGAAAAUGGUGUGCUAACAACAUUUGAAAUUUUCUAUCAAAUAUCCAAUCAAAGUAAUGAAAACAAAAUAUUCAAAGACUGUAUUGCUGUCAAUGUCACUCCCUCCACAGUGUCUUUUCAACUGAAGGGAUUGAGACCUGAGUCCAUUGUUUACUUCCAGGUUCGAGUCUUUACAUCUAAAGGGCCAGGACCAUUUUCCAACACAGCAAAGGCCAAAACAUCAGUGAUCAAGCCUUUUCCAUACCUUAUAACUCUCUUUGGCAACAAAAUAAAUUUUUUAGACAUGGACCAAAAUAAAAUUGUGUGGACCUUUUCAUCAGAAAAAGACAUAAAUGUCAUGGACUACACUGCAGAUAAUGAGAUGGUUUAUUAUGCUCAAGGAGAGUCUCUCUUCCUUCUGAAUAUGCACAAUCUUUCCAGAGCUGAGGUUUUCCGAGAUGCAUUGCUUUUUGAUAUCACAGUUAUUACAGUUGACUGGAUUUCAAGGCACCUCUACUUUGCACUGAAAGACACACAAAAUGGAUUGCAAAUACUAGAUCUUGAUCUUGAACACAAAGUGAAAUAUCCCAGAGUUCUGAAGAUAUGGAAUCGAAAUUCAACAAUAAUCUCUUUUUCUGUCUAUCCUUUCUUAAGUCGGCUAUAUUGGACAGAAGUUUCCAGUUUUAGCUGUCAGAUGUUCUACUACAGUACUGUCAACCACACCUUGCACCACAUUCUACAACCUGGAGCUGAAAACCAUCACAAUGGAAGGAGCCAAUGUUCUUGCAAUGUGAAUGAAGUGGAGUUAACUGGCACCAUGACUAUUGAUAGCUCUGACUUGAAACAACCAUGCAUAUACUUUGUCAAAGGGCAAGAGAUCUGGGCCAUGGAUUUGGAAGGAUGCCAGUGUUGGAGAGUCAUCAUGAUACCUGCUAAGCUUGGAAAAUCCCUUACUAGUCUAACUGUGGAUGGGGAAUUUAUAUACUGGACUGUCACUACGAAGGACGGCACACAGAUUUAUCAAGCAGAGAAAAGAUUUGGGGCCAUUCCUUUCCAGGUGCAGGUCCCAGACAGUAAGCAUAUCUUGGCAUAUAGUCCAGUCAUGCAACCUUUUCCAGAUAAAUCAUUUCUAACUCUAACACCAGAUAUUGAGGAGCCAGUCAUACUCAGUGUCACUAACAGUAGCCUCACAAUCGGCUUACCGGCUGCCAAAACCAACCGCACGUGGCCUGGCAUCACCAGCCCUACUCCAACCUACAUGGUUUACUACAGAGAAGUUAAUGAUAAAAACAGCUCUGAGCAGAAAUGCAGAAUUCUGGAAUUUCAGGAACACAUAGCUCUGCUUGAAGGACUACAACCAUUUUCAACAUACAUAAUACAGAUAGCUGUAAAGAAUUAUUAUUCAGACUUGUUGGAAGAGUUACCCCCGGGGAAAGAAAUUUUGGGGAAAACAGAACGUGGAGUACCAGAAGCAGUUCACUUCAUUAACAUAACCCCUCAAUCAGACACGAGCCUCUUUAUAACCUGGGCAGAAACUCUCAAGCCAAAUGGACCUAGAGAGUCAGUUCGCUAUCAACUGGCCAUCUCACAUCUGCCCCUAAUCCCUGAAACUCCUUUAAGAAAAAGUGAAUUUCCAAAUGGAAAGCUGGCUGUCCUUGUCACCAAACUGUCUGGUGGAAAACAAUAUGUGUUAAAGGUAUUGGCCUGCCACCCUGAGGAAAUGUGGUGUGCGGAGAGUAAGUCUGUCACAGCUGAGACCUUUGACACACCAGAGAAACCUCACGCUUUGGCCCCAGAGAACACUAGUUUGCAGUUGAGUUGGAAAGCCCCGUCUAAUGUCAACCUCAUCAGGUUCUGGUUUGAACUCCAGAAGUGGAAAUACAAUGAAUUUUACCAAAUGAAAGCUUCUUGCAGUCAAGGCCCUGCAUAUGACUGUAACAUCCCAGAUCUACAACCUUAUACUUCAUACAAUGUCCGAGUUGUGGUGGUUUAUAUAACAGGAGAAAAUAGUACCUCACUGCCUGAAAGCUUUAAGACAAAGGCUGGAGUUCCAAGUAAACCAGGCAUUCCAAAAUUGUUAGAAGGGAGUAAAAAUUCAAUACAUUGGGAACAGGCUGAAGAGAAUGGAAGCAGACUUUUGUACUAUAUCCUUGAGCUCAGAAAGUGCACCUCAAAUGAUUCACAGAACCAGAAUUUAAAGUGGAAGGUGGCAUUUAAUGGAUCCUGCAGUAGUAUUUGCAUAUGGAAAUCCAAAAAUCUGAAAGGAACAUUUCAAUUCAGAGUAGUAGCUACAAAUAACCUUGGUUUUGGAGAAUAUAGUGAGAUAAGUGAGAAUAUUACAUUAGUUGGAGAUGCUUUUUGGCAACCAGAGAUCAGCUUUAUACUUGCUGUUAUAGUUGGGAUAUUUCUGAUUGUCACAAUCCCAUUGUCUUUUGUCUGGCACAGAAGGUUAAAGAAUCAGAAAUUUGCCAAGGAAGGCCUGGCAGUUCUCAUAAACGAAGACAAGGAGCUGGCCGAGCUGCGAGGUGUGGCAGCUGGAGUAGGACUGGCGAAUGCCUGCUAUGCCAUACAUACUCUUCCGACCCAAGAUGAGAUUGAAAGACUACCUGCCUUUCCUCGGGAAAAACUGACCCUGCGUCUCUUGUUGGGAAGUGGGGCCUUUGGAGAAGUGUAUGAGGGGACAGCAGUAGAUAUCUUAGGACCUGGAAGUGGAGAAACCAAAGUGGCAGUCAAGACUUUAAAGAAAGGUUCCACUGAUCAGGAGAAGAUUGAAUUCCUGAAGGAGGCACAUCUGAUGAGCAAGUUUAAUCACCCCAACAUUCUGAAGCAGCUUGGAGUUUGUCUGAUGAAUGAACCUCAGUACAUUAUCUUGGAAUUGAUGGAAGGAGGAGACCUUCUUACAUAUUUGCGUAAAGCACGCAUGACAAAGUUUCAUGGUCCUUUACUCACCUUGGUUGACCUUGUAGACAUAUGUGUAGAUAUUUCAAAAGGAUGUGUCUACCUGGAGCAGAUGCACUUCAUUCACAGGGACCUGGCAGCUCGGAAUUGCCUUGUCUCAGUGAAAGACUACAUCAGUCCAUCACGGACAGUAAAGAUUGGAGACUUCGGACUUGCAAGGGAUAUCUAUAAAAAUGAUUAUUAUAGAAAGAGAGGAGAAGGCCUGCUUCCUGUUCGGUGGAUGGCUCCCGAAAGUUUGAUGGAUGGUAUCUUCACUACUCAAUCUGAUGUAUGGUCUUUUGGAAUUUUGAUUUGGGAAAUCUUAACACUUGGGCAUCAGCCUUAUCCAGCUCAUUCCAACCUUGAUGUUUUAAACUACGUGCAAACAGGAGGGAGACUGAAGCCACCAAGGAAUUGUCCUGAUGAUCUGUGGAAUUUAAUGACCCAGUGCUGGGCUCAAGAGCCUGACCAAAGGCCUACUUUCCAUAAAAUUCAAGACCAGCUUCAGCUAUUCAGGAAUUCCUCCUUAAAUAGCAUUUCCCAAUGCCAUGAUGAAGCAAACACCAGUGGAGUUAUAAAUAAAGGCUUUGAAGCUGAAGAUGACAAUAUGAUUUGUUCGAGUUCAAAUGACAUUACACCAGUUGCUCUAAUGGAAACCAAGAACCAAGAAGGUUUAAAUUAUAUGGUAUUAGCCACGGAAUGUAGCCAAGGUGAACAAAAUGCAGAGGGUCCUCUAGGCUCCAAGGAAUCUGAAUCCUGUGGUCUGAGGAAAGAAGAGAAGGAACCACAAGCAGACAAAGAUAACUGCCAAGAAAAACAAGUGGCUUACUGCCCUGCUGGCAAGGCUGAAGGCCUCAACUAUGCCUGUCUCUCUCACAGUGGAUUUGGAGAUGGGUCUGAUUAAUGGCUCUGUUUGGGAAAUACAAGGUUGA
Elephantulus edwardii (Cape elephant shrew) is the source of this 7069-nucleotide messenger RNA. It is a transcript of the gene ROS1, whose product is annotated as c-ros oncogene 1 , receptor tyrosine kinase. Gene Ontology annotation, biological process: positive regulation of kinase activity; multicellular organism development; regulation of TOR signaling. Lineage: Eukaryota; Metazoa; Chordata; Mammalia; Macroscelidea; Macroscelididae. The record is from RefSeq and is a predicted model, not a curated record. Gene Ontology annotation, cellular component: signaling receptor complex; membrane. The transcript is spliced from 43 exons. Gene Ontology annotation, molecular function: ATP binding; protein binding; transmembrane receptor protein tyrosine kinase activity.